Psylliodes chrysocephalus is the source of this 837-nucleotide messenger RNA. Lineage: Eukaryota; Metazoa; Arthropoda; Insecta; Coleoptera; Chrysomelidae. The record is from the annotation of a GenBank genome assembly.
CUUGUCACUUUAUUUACUGUCAAGUCAUUUUAAUCUUUUUGAAGAAAUAUUGUUUCUUUUGUAAUCUUUCCAGUUUGCAGCUUAGAAUUGCAGUUAGAAUAACUUAUUUAGACGUUUUUCAAUAAGAUAAGUCUAAAUAUCAAAUAAAACUAUGGCGGAGGGAAUGAAACAAACCGUCGCCAGCAUGUUAAAAGGCAUAGAAAGAUACAAUCCGGACAAUUUACCAACGCUGGAACGCUACGUUGAGGUUCAAUCAAGAGAAAAUUCGUACGAUUUAGAAGCUAACCUAGCAGUAUUGAAAUUGUAUCAAUUUAAUCCUCUUAGUUUCAAUGUUGAGGUUACUUGCCAAAUAUUACUUAAGGCUCUCACCAAUCUGCCCCACACCGACUUUAUAUUAUGCAAGUGUCUCCUUUACGAUAAACAGUUAGCUCAAGAACCAAUUAAUCAAAUCGUUUAUUUAGCGGAUAUUUUAGAACAGUGUGACUUCCAACUGUUUUGGACUAGAAUAAGAACCCUGCCUGACCUUACUCAAUCCAUUACUGGUUUUGUAGAUUCUAUAAGGAAGUUUGUUUGCCAUGUAGUAGGUAUCACUUACCAGACCAUCGAGAGGACCCAUUUAGCACAAUUGCUUGGAGAUGUGGAUGAUAACACUCUUAAAAUAUGGGUUAAGAAAUACGGAUGGAAAGAAAUGGCUGAAAAUUUGAUUUUUAUUGCUAAUCAAGAUGAGAAUAUUAAAACAAAGAAUAUCAAUGAGAAAAUCGAUUUCGAAAAUGUCGGGGCUAUCAUGGCGUCUUGUCGUUGAGACUUUUGUUUUUGAAUAAACUUUUUAUUAAUUAG